Molecule: messenger RNA, 1557 nt
Organism: Fusarium sp. VM40
Lineage: Eukaryota; Fungi; Ascomycota; Sordariomycetes; Hypocreales; Nectriaceae
Source: the annotation of a GenBank genome assembly
AUGGUCAAUUUUGGGGUUUCUCGGGGGUGUGAUACAUGCAAAAAGCGCCGCAAAAAGUGUGAUGAGACUCGUCCAGGUUGCCUCCGGUGUGCUAGAUCUCAUCGAUCAUGUCCUGGCUAUAAAGAUGACACAUCGCUGUUCUUUAGGCAUUAUCACCCUGCAAGUGUCUUCUCGACCCCCGCCCUAGAGAGAUGGGUUCCAGGCACAGAUUAUAUGCUCGAUUCAACAGCACUGGAUGUGUUUCUAGACAAUCUGGUGGUGCGAUCCAGCGACAGAAGCCAUUCUCGAGGAUUUCUGGAUGGUAUGCACCACAUCUUUGCGAACUCAGCACCUAAGUCCACUCUGGUAUCUGCUGCAAAGAUUGUUAUUCUUGGAUCUCUCGCAAAUCGAUAUCGUCGAGAGUCACUUUCCAGCAUUGUUCAAAGACAAUACGGUAAGCUGUUAAUGGAUUACAAUACAGCUCUAUCACAAAAGAAGGGAAGUGUCUCUGUUGAGCACUUCUUUACUGCUGUUCUUUUGGGCUUGUAUGAGGUUGGUACACAUUCCAGCCAAUCAUUGACGCUCUCGUUGACUUUCUUCCAGAUGAUCGUAAGUGAUAACGCUGCACCUACACAGCAUCUUAUACAUGUACAAGGACUGGCCUCUAUCCUUGAGAAGGGCAUCACAAAUUCGGUACCAACGUCAAAUGUCGGUGUUUACUCACCUGGAGCUCAACUUGUCACAAAAGGCGCAUUGACCCAUAGCCUAGGUACAGGGGUUCUCUGUCCCCCCUUCGAGAAUUUCCAUCGUCGAUCUUUGGACCAGAUAAUAAUUAAGCUAUCUCCGCUCACGAGUCGUGCGGAAGUACUGCUGGCGCAAUCAUCUCCAUCUAUAGAAGCGCUUCUACAGCUUCAAGAAGAUUUACUGAUACUCAACGACGAAAUCGUGUAUUGGCCUGAUGAUAGGCCAUCUUUAUGGAACUCAAAGCUUGUUGGUUAUGUUUCGCUGCAAGGAUUCUGUUUCUCAGGUCCUGUUGAGGAAUACUUUGAUCUUUAUGUUGCAGCAGCAUGGAAUUCGUGGCGUUCCACACAUAUAAUCUACAUUGAUCAUCUUGUGCAUGUUGCCAAAGCCCUAGGUCAAUAUGAACUCAUUCCAUUGUACCUACAGAAGGUUUGCAGAUUAGCUGCAGGUCUCAAAGCAUCGAUUCCGUACCAUCUUUCUCAGAAUGUGGAAGAUUAUAUCAAACACGCCAAUGCUGGAAUGCCCUUCCUACACGCAGACCGCUUGGUUGGAGGAUUCCUACUACUUCACCCUUUAUAUGCCAUUGCCAGGUGCACAGUCGUUGACGCUACAACCAGGCAGUACAUCGCCAAUACUCUAGAAUGGAUUGGGCUUGAGAUGGGGAUUAGGCAGGCAACUGUUCUUGCUGGCUGCAUACAGCCUUAUGAACAAGGACCUUCAGCUAUGCAAACCUCACGGAUAGCAUUCUUGGAUGCACUUGAGGGACACUUCCUGAUCACGGCUAGCAUGAUGCUGGAACCUACUCAAAUACUGAGUGGUACUGCAUUGUGUUUAUGA